GUCAAAACAAAGGGGUAGUUUCGCAUGAAAUUUGUUUGGGGCGUUUGGUAAAUAUGCUGAGUGACAAUGGUACAGUGGAUUUCGUAUAUAAAUACACAAACCAUGAUGGAACUGAGAAAACUAUCGAAGAGAAAAUCGAGCUUCCAUUUGACGGGGACGUCGGUGAGUUAGUGAAUAAAAUGAUGAAUGAAAUGGAGCCGAUGAUGAGAUACUUGGAUGCUGACGUUGAGCUGAAGGAGGCAUUAGGGAAUUUCAUAAGGAAAAAGAAUCAGGAAUUCUUGGACAGUAGAGAUGAUGCUUUAAUAGAGAAGGCGAGGCGGCCAGACGCCGAUCUAGAGGCUUUGAUCAAGGAGACGGAGAAGUUGUACAAGGAAGAGCUCCUCCAAUUCGCCGACAGGAUUGGACCAACUGAUGAGGAAAUAUUUGCUCAAUCUUUCCAUCGGCUUGUGCAUUCAUCGUCUCUCCCUGAAAUUCUUGUUAAAGAAAAAGGUUAUGCGAAAACAGUCGCCGAUCUUAUAAAUCGUAUGGAUACAGAGGUUGAAGCGCUGAACUCUGAACAGCAGGAGGAAAUGGAUAAGAAGAUUAACCAGCUCGACAUUUCUACCACUUCUGAAGAUAUUAACAAGCUUCUUGCCCAUCAGUACACCACACACAAUUUCGUAAGGAAGAAAUUCGAAUCCGAAUUGGAAGCCAUCCACUCACAUCAGCGCAAUGAAUAUCGUGAAUGGAUCACGGGUCAAGUGAGUAAAGUAUUUCAAACUUCUCGAGUCGCAACUCCACUAGGGAAUCGUUCAUCAAUGUUUGUCACCCAAACCCCGUCGAUGGAAGAAAGUUUCACAAUUCAUUUAGGAUCUCAAUUGAAACAUAUGCAUAACAUUCGAAUCCUGAGUGCAGAUGUCACGGAUCUAUGCAGCCCAUUGCAUGCAGAUGAAAGCUUGGGUGGUCUCAACAUGGCUUUAGGUCUUUAUUCGAGUUCACUGUGUGGAGUGGUUGUUCUCACGCCUUCUGGGCAAGUGGCGGCGAAUAAAAAAAUUGUGAAAAACGCAAAUAUGUCUACGGAAUUUCAUUUUGAUCAGAUCGAUGAUCAACUUGAAAAAAUCCAAACUGAAGUGAAAAAUUUGAAUACUCAGGACGCUGCGUCCAAUGAAAAAUCUAUAAGUAAAUUGAAAACAGGAGAUUUUUUCAUAACAAAACAUUCCAAUCUGUCGCAAUCUCAUGUUAUUUUUCAUUUAAUCUCGGAUGAGCCAUUCAAUUCUCCCAGCGAGAUAAACUCACGCCAUCCAGUGAUACUAGGUUUAAGGAAUAUUCUGAAGACAGCGAGUAAACAUGAUGUCACCAUGUUAACAAUCCCAGCUUUAUUGCGACAUGAAAUGUCAGAGGAUAUGACGGUAUCCUGGUGCAUGCGACGAGCUGAACUUGUUUUCAAAUGUGCUAAAGGUUUCAUGAUCGAAUCAGCCAGUUGGGGUGGUGCAGAACUGAGCACAUUACAGCUAUUAUUACCACGGGAGAUAUCUGAAGAACUUUUUACUACUCUGGCUGGAAUGGUCCCUCAUGUCUUUCGUGUGGCGAACCCAAAGAUUCUUGAGAGCAAGUGAAAUAAUAUUCCAACUAAAGCUGAGAUUAUAAUUGAUAUGUUCUUUUAAAAUAUAAAUAUGUAGGAUGUAUACAUUAAUACAUAGCAAUAUUAUAUGAAAGUAACUCAUUGACCGAAUAAAGUAUCAAUGUAAUAUA
This is a messenger RNA of Hermetia illucens (black soldier fly), 1731 nucleotides long. RefSeq names its product protein C12orf4 homolog. The transcript has 8 exons. The record is from RefSeq and is a predicted model, not a curated record. NCBI's taxonomy places the organism in Eukaryota, Metazoa, Arthropoda, Insecta, Diptera, Stratiomyidae. Gene Ontology annotation, cellular component: cytoplasm. The coding region runs from base 54 to 1595 and encodes 513 amino acids.